This is a messenger RNA of Leptinotarsa decemlineata (Colorado potato beetle), 926 nucleotides long. RefSeq lists its product as uncharacterized. The record is from RefSeq and is a predicted model, not a curated record. NCBI's taxonomy places the organism in Eukaryota, Metazoa, Arthropoda, Insecta, Coleoptera, Chrysomelidae.
AUUCGCUUAAUAAUGUCAAUUUUCAUUUUUCUCCCGCCGUCAUAUACACAGUGUAAAUAUUUACAGAUUAAAUGAAAAAUAUGUAAAAGAGAACAAGUUACUUUCCAUAAAUAUAAAAUUUUUAUAGUUGUGCAUUAUUUUAUUUUAUUUUUUCAUUUGGGUUUGAUUGAAUUCAUGAAUAUGGAGGAGGAAUUGUCAAAAGAUUGCCCAGAAACUGAAAAUAUUUACUCAGAUAUCAUUGAAUUUGAUCUGGGAACCGAAGUUGAAAAGCUCAAGGAAGAAAAUAGUCGACUCGAGGAUCAUAUAGACUCCUUACAACAGGACGUAGAAAAACUGGUAGAAGCCGUUAAAUGGCUAAAAACAUUACAAGAUAAUUUAGCCGAAAAUAUAUCUUCUUUGUUUCUCACUGCCCAAACUGAACUGGCACGUAAAGAUCGUAUAAUUGAAGAUUUACGGAGAAAACUGGAUGAUAUUAUUUUUCGACGUGAUGUAAGGAAAAGAAAACCCGAGUUAUACAGUUCCCCUGACCAUUUAUCCAAGCGAGCAAGAUUUGAUCCACCUAUCAAUGUAGCAGAUGACAGAAAAACAAUCCACGAGAAUAAUUCACAUGAUUACCGUGGACAUAACAAAAACAACUUUGAGAAAGAUAACAUUGAUCAUUUCAAUAUUGAAGAGAGGUCCAAUGUAGUUGACGAGUGGAAUGAUAGAGAUGGCAAACAUGAAAAUGAUAGUACAAACAGUAGAGCAAAGAGUUAUGGUCAAAACAACACAAGAAUGAAAAAUGGUAAUAUGUAUGAUAGAAAGGAAGAUCGUUACAUACACAGCAGGAAGGAGGAUUCAAGACGUGGAGAUAGAUAUUCAAAUCAUUAUAGACGUACUCAUGACAGAAAGGAAUUUCAAAGGACUGAAUCCUGUCAAUUACCAAG